Messenger RNA from Ornithodoros turicata, 1878 nucleotides. RefSeq lists its product as uncharacterized. The coding region runs from base 1 to 1398 and encodes 465 amino acids. The record is from RefSeq and is a predicted model, not a curated record. Lineage: Eukaryota; Metazoa; Arthropoda; Arachnida; Ixodida; Argasidae. The transcript has 5 exons.
AUGAGACGAACACAGCAACUGAUGACAUCAAGAGAGAUCAUCUUCAUCGACUCUACCUCAUCGUGCGAUGGGAUGCACACUACUGCCACGUUGCUACUGGCUGCAACCAAUGCUGGGGCCAUACCCAUUGCUGUCCUCCUGCACAACUCCCAGACCACAGAAGGCUACCACAUUGCAUUCGGCCUACUCAAGGGGGCAUACCCACACUGCUUUGGUGGUCAAGAGGCACCGAACGCCUUCAUGACUGACAAUUCGUCAGCAGAGAAGGAUGCUUUACGCAUGGUAUGGCCCCAAGCAACACAGCUUCUCUGUCACUUCCACGUCUUGCAAGCGGAGUGGAGGUGGCUCACAUCCACAAAGAACGGGGUGCCACGGGAAGACAGGCAGAAGCUGAUGUCGUCUUUCAAGCAGGUACACCUCCAGAGUGGUAGCCUUCCUCAGCAGGAAGGAGUCUUGACACGAGGGCAUCAAACAAACAACUUUGCGGAGGCAUCGAUCCGCAUACUGAAGGAUAUAGUCCUCUGCCGGACGAAAGCGUUCAAUGCAGUUGCACUGGCAGAGUUUGUUGCAGUAGUGUGGGAAAAGUAUUUUCAGGUGCGGAUACUGAAACACGCCCACAACCGGGUUGCAUCCCACAGCUUGUUGUACGACAAGCUGCUCCAAAGGCUUCCAGAUGAGGCUGCAGCAUCAGUUGUGCAACUUGGGCACAAUAUUUACAGUGUUCCAGGCAAAGCUGGCAGUGGGAGGACAUAUGAGGUGUAUGGCGGAAGCUUCCCGAACGCUCCGGUGUUAACUGCUGCAGACCGCCACAGACUUGGAGAACUGGCCCUGGGAGAGGAAUGUCCACCAGCAUCGUUCUUCUCGGAGUUCCGUGGCACAGAGGAUGACACCGACAGCCAAACAGACCUUCACAGCACAGGCCUCUUCGAGGGUCACACAUUGGAGCCCGGAACAGGAGACAACACCCUAUCUGAUGACAUACAGCCAUGUACCUCAGGACACAGCCAGAUUGCGGAGGUGCAAAAUGAUGGCCGGGCGACUUUCAGGAGAGAACUGGACCGCCUAAUAGACCUGGCUGCAAUAGAUCCAAUGUUGUCAGAGAAGUUUCAAAGGACGGGCAAGCAGCUUCAGCGUAUUACGACACAAGGUGGUGCAGCAGAGCUGUUGUUCAAGAUACGUGCUGUCGUGGCAGGUAGCACAAGAAGGGGUGGCCGCAUUCGUGUGCAGCCUACGGCAAUUUCCAGGCGCCGUACUGGCGUAACAAGAGGAUCAAGACGCAUACCAGCAGGCCGUCCCACGAGCGAGCUCCCGUCCAAAAGGCAGAAAAGACUACACAAAAUAGGACUCGCCAUACAAGCAAACGUGCCACCAGCAAAGUCACAUGGCAAAGGCCAUUAGCUUAAACAUGCUGCAACGUACUAAAUAUUUUGUCUCUACCUGAUGCAGAAGUCGGAAAAAGUAAUUUCUUCUUUUUAAUUUUGGGAGGUGUGACGUCAUGGUGAGAGCCAGGAAGCUGAAGGGAUUUUGCCUGGCAAUAUUGCUACUGGAGAAAGCUGGCUUCCAGGCAUACUUUCGAGUCUAAGGAAUUCGGGGCUGCUUGCUUGUGUUGGCAACGAUGUCAUCUGUGCUCAUCGCUUUCUGUUGUGGUCAUUGGGAGCCCUGUAAAGCUUUGGGAGCUUACAAGUGCACAUACUGUCGAAAGUCAAGCUCGAUAAACAUGUCACAGAGGAUUCUGCGAGAAGCUAAUCUGUGUGAUCAGUGGGUGAAGGUGCUUCUGGAACACGGAAAAACUGUUCAAGAUGCGGGCCCCUUUGUCAGCCCUGGGCGGUUCACGAGGGAAUCGUACAAGUACAGUAUAGGUCUGACGGUCACGCUCGG